UAUAUAUAUAUAUAUAUAUGCUUUUUUCUUUACCAUAUUUGGUUCUGGUUCUCUGUGGUUGUGUCCUGAGGAGGCUUUCCAUCUCUCCUUUUCAGGUACAGAUAAGUCGGGUUGGGGUUGGUAAUGUGCUGUGCUGAUUGGUUUCUUCAUUUUUAACACCGUUGGCCAUGGAUUCUUCUUUCGAGGGAGUUACACUUGAUCCAUCGAAAUGCAGUAAGUUGAGUAUGGAGGAAAAGAGAGAACUAGUCUAUGAAAUAUCAAAGUGGUCACAUGGUGCCUCCGAGAUGCUUCAGUCAUGGAGCCGUCAGGAGAUUUUACAAAUCCUGUGUGCAGAGAUGGGAAAAGAAAGGAAAUAUACUGGCUUGACGAAGUUGAAAAUUAUAGAGAAUCUUUUGAAAAUUGUAUCUGAAAAGAAAUCAGGGGGGCAUGAGGCCGUAAUUGACCUUGAACAACCGUCUUCCCCUGCACUUGCCCAAAGAGCUACCAAAAGGCAGAGGAAAACUGAUCACCCAUCUCGACUAACUGCUCCAACAAACAAUCUUUCAAACAGUAAUGGUGGCAGUGAAUUAGGUAACACUAUAUACUGCAAAAACUCAGCUUGCAGAGCUAUCUUAACUCGAGUAGAUGCAUUUUGCAAAAGAUGUUCAUGUUGCAUCUGUUAUCGGUAUGAUGACAACAAGGAUCCUAGCCUGUGGUUGAUUUGCAGCUCGGAGCCUCCAUAUCAAGGUAAUUCAUGUGGCAUGUCCUGCCAUCUGGAGUGUGCUCUAAAACAUGAAACUUCUGGAAUUUCCAAAGAUGGACGAUGUGCUGGACUUGAUGGGAGCUUUAAUUGUGUAUCUUGUGGGAAACUGAAUGAUUUGCUUGGAUGCUGGAGAAAACAACUGAUGACCGCAAAGGAUACCAGACGAGUUGACAUACUGUGCUAUCGCGUGUCCUUGAGCCAAAAGCUCUUAAAUGGGACUGAGAAGUAUCAAAAGCUUUAUGAGAUCAUUGUUGAAGCUGUUAAGAAGCUUGAAGCUGAAGUGGGUCCUUUAACUGGUUUACCUGUAAAGAUGGGUAGGGGUAUAGUGAACAGGCUUUCUUCAGGACCAGAGGUUCAGAGACUCUGUGCCUUGGCUGUGGAGUCACUGGACUCGAUGCAUUCCAAUACGUUUUUGCAUCCAUUGCCUGAUCUUGUGAUUCAAGAUUCAAACAUGAUUGCUCCCAAUAUUGUCAGAUUUGUAGAUGUCCAUGCAACAUCUGUCACUGUGAUUUUGGGUUCAGAAGAUUCUUCACCGGAAGAUACUGUUGGUUAUACCUUAUGGCAUCGUAAGGCUCAUGAUAUGGAUUAUCCAGCAGAACCUACUUGUAAACUUGUUGCGCCAAAUACAAGGUUUGUUGUUACUGGACUAACUCCAGCUACAGAGUAUAGAUUUAAAGUCGUUUCGGUUAAUGGUACAAGAGAUUUGGGCAUGUGUGAAGUUUGUCUCUCAACAGGCAGUGCUGAUGAUGAAGUCUUAAACAGCUUCAUAACUGAAAGAAGUGAAAGCCCAGCUACCAACUGUAGUAGCCUUUCUAAUCCUUCCUCAGUGGAGGAUGAAACUAAUAACAUUACUCCAUACAAUGACCAAGCUUAUAACCGAGCAGACAAUUAUCUUAAUUAUAGCAAGGACACUGAUAAAUUUAAAUCUGCGAAAUUAUGUGCUGAUGAUACUUUGAACUGCCCUGAGGGUGAAGAGGGAACCGCAUGUGCAGCAGAUGUUAUUUCAUUGUUGGAUGAGGAACGUGCCAUGGGGACAGUUGGUGCUGACCCCAAUUCUGAUGUCAUAAAGCUCAAGAACAAGAGCUCUCAAGAUGGGCAAAUUAUUGAGGACAUGAGCACUGAUGAUGGGUCAAAUUCCCCGGUUCGGACAGGAAUGGAAUGUGUGCCGUUUGUCAGUAAUUCUGAAGCUGGCUUGCCCAUCACUCCAUGCAAGUUGGAAGUAAAGGAUGGGUUAGGAAGGAACGUGAGAUCCAAAUCAUGCAGCCAGGAUCUGGAAAAUGGGAUUGGGAAAGGAGAGGAACCCCAAGAUGGCAGCACAUCGAAAAAGAGAAUGCUAGAAAGGCGGGACGAGGGAGGUGCGGCAAACGGUACUUCAGAUAGGGAUUUUGAGUAUUAUGUGAAGAUAAUCAGAUGGUUAGAGUGUGAGGGACAUAUAGAGAAGAAUUUCAGGCAGAAAUUCCUGACUUGGUAUAGCUUGAGGGCGACCCCACAAGAAGUAAGGAUUGUGAAGGUUUUUGUGGAUACUUUUAUUGAAGAUCCAGCAUGUCUUGCUGAGCAGCUUGUGGACACCUUUUCAGAAAGUAUUUCAAGCAAGAGAUCAUCUGUGGUGCCUGCUGGAUUUUGCAUGAAGCUUUGGCAUUGAUCAUCUUGUAAGCUUUUGAAUGCAGUUGAUUUUUAAACCCCCUUUUAACAUUAUUCGUCUAGUAGACUCAUGAUUCAUAUUUAUCAUCCACCAUUAUGCCAAUUCUUAUUAUCAUGUACAAGAAGAAUCUUAGAGCUCAUUUCAUUUUAUAGUACGGUUUCUCUUAUGUAUCCAUGUAUUCCCAUUUUGUCAUUUA
Molecule: messenger RNA, 2580 nt
Organism: Corylus avellana
Lineage: Eukaryota; Viridiplantae; Streptophyta; Magnoliopsida; Fagales; Betulaceae
Gene: VIN3
Product: Fibronectin type III domain-containing protein
Biological process (GO): epigenetic regulation of gene expression; vernalization response
Molecular function (GO): protein binding
Source: RefSeq, a predicted model, not a curated record